This is a messenger RNA of Nicotiana attenuata, 864 nucleotides long. RefSeq names its product eukaryotic translation initiation factor 3 subunit B-like. Lineage: Eukaryota; Viridiplantae; Streptophyta; Magnoliopsida; Solanales; Solanaceae. Gene Ontology annotation, molecular function: translation initiation factor activity; translation initiation factor binding; RNA binding. Gene Ontology annotation, biological process: translational initiation. The transcript has 3 exons. Bases 67 to 837 code for a protein of 256 amino acids. The record is from RefSeq and is a predicted model, not a curated record. Gene Ontology annotation, cellular component: eukaryotic translation initiation factor 3 complex.
CAUCUCUGUUAUGAAAUAGAGACUUUCUCUCUUAUUGACAAGAAAUCUAUCAAGGUUGAAAAUGUUAUGGAUUUUAGUUGGUCGCCAGCAGAUCCAAUUCUUGCACUUUUUGUUCCUGAAUGCGAAAAUCAACCUGCCAGGGUCAGUCUUGCGCAAAUCCCAAGCAAAGAGGAGUUGAGGCAGAAGAAUCUCUUCAGCGUUAGUGAUUGCAAAAUGUAUUGGCAAAGCAAUGGAGACUACCUUGCUGUCAAAGUUGACCGGUACACGAAGACUAAGAAAAACACUUACACUGGUUUUGAGCUGUUCAGAAUCAAAGAACGGGACAUUCCGAUUGAGGUUUUGGAGCUUGACAACAAGAACGACAAAAUCAUUGCAUUUGCCUGGGAGCCAAAGGGUCACAGAUUUGCUGUUAUCCAUGGCGACAACCCAAGGCCAGAGAUCAGUUUCUACUCUGUGCGGUCUGGCACUAAAACGAGCCGUGUUUCAAAGCUGACAACUCUUAAGGGAAAGCAGGCUAAUGCUCUCUACUGGUCACCUGGAGGCCGCUUCCUUAUUUUGGCUGGACUGAAAGGUUUCAAUGGGCAGUUGGAAUUCUUUGAUGUUGAUGAGCUUGAAACCAUGGCAUCUGCUGAGCAUUUUAUGGCCACAGAUGUUGAAUGGGAUCCUACUGGAAGGUAUGUAGCAACAUCUGUUACCUCAGUUCAUGAGAUGGAAAAUGGAUUCAACAUUUGGUCUUUCAAUGGAAAGCUGUUGUAUAGGAUACUUAAGGAUCAUUUCCUCCAGGUAACAGUCUUUCCAUACAUUGUUCGCUGUACUUGUUCCUACUUUGGCCUAUAAGCGACUUGGUCACACUGCUCGAAUUAU